Molecule: messenger RNA, 250 nt
Organism: Geodia barretti
Lineage: Eukaryota; Metazoa; Porifera; Demospongiae; Tetractinellida; Geodiidae
Source: the annotation of a GenBank genome assembly
ACGACAAUUACAUUUCAUUGUGCUGAAUAAAAUCCUACGAGGUUGGGGCUAUAUAGGACUAUGAUAACUUCAUAUCUGCUACUGGAUAGGUAGCUAUAGGCAACUGUACACAGAAAUGACUUGGGCUGGAACUGGGGGCAUGUUGGCAGCUGCUUCAUUGGGAUCUUAUACGGGACAACUAGGGACACUUGGGAUUAGUUGUGGCACUAUAUACUUGAUAUCAUUCUACUGAUCGGGCAUAUACAGGGUU